AACCGAAUGUAAGGGGGAUCCAUCUGAAAUUCAUAUUACUCUAUAGCUUAUCCAUUUUUUUUUCUUUGAAUCGUUAGCUAUCCACGACUCGAAUUAGAUUGCACCUUUUUAAUUUGAAUUGGUAGGAUGAACGUUAGUAUGAUAAACAGAUUAUUACAUUGUACUAUUUACUUUAGCAUGUCAUUUUACAUUAGUGUUUGCUAACGUUUGUGGUCAUGUGCAGGCCGAUGUCCUUUCAGACAAAGACGCUCCUGCUGUGGAAACCAAUCCUCAUGUACAAGACAGUGUAAGUAAUCUGUAACAACUUAGGAUUUACUUCUCUCAAACAACAAAUAUGACUUACUAGUUCGAAAUAUAUUUCUUUUUCCAUUGUUAGCUCACUUCGACGGGGAAUAGAACGCAUCUACCUGAUUUGAUUUGUUAGGAAGUAUAUUAGUUUGAUAAUAAUAUUAGCACUGUACUCUUUACUAUUCGCAUGCUCUGCAACAAAUUGUGAGGUAACGUUUGGACUCAUGUGCAGGCCGAUGCCCGUUCAGACACAGACGAUCCUGCUAUGGAGACCAAUCUUCAUCUACAAGACAGUGUCGAUGUCCUUCUGGACACAAACGCUCCGGCUGUGGAGACCAAUCCUCAUCUACAAGACAGUGAAAAUCUCCCAAGAUCAAAAGAACCUACUGUAGUUGGUGAUAGUCGAGACCCACUCGUGGCUGAAAACGAUCCCAUAUCGAAGGACAGUGGAGACACUAGUCUUGCAUUUCCCCAGCCAACAUUCUCCCUUGGCCUGACGCAGGAAGAUCCUCAACUAUCCAAAACAAGCGCCCCUGACAGCGAGGACUAUGGUGAUGAACAUAUGACAGUCGAUCCACCACCAACUUCCAAUGAGAACGAUGCUCCAGCGCCGCUUUACAGGAAAAGCAAGCGUCCACGAGUUGUUCCUAGGUCACUAGUUGGUGAUUACCAGUGUGAUAAACGUAUACUGGUGCGUGCGUGGGAGGCGCAUGUGAAUGCCACUAGAAGGGUCCCCAACGUUGACUACGCUGUGAAAUUCGCUGAACUUUCAUCGAAGCUGGAGUCCCCAUUGUAAGCACAUUCUACUAGAUAUGCUAAUGAAAAUAUUAUACUACAUCCGUUAUUUUAGCAUGCUAAAACUAUUUCUUAUAAUGUAUGUGCCUUUUACCGCAGCACAAUAAAACUUGAUGGCUUAUCUCUCACUAGUAAAGAGCUCUCUGCAAUUGUUGACAGGUCUACGCACUUACCACCAAAGGUAAUGUUUUAAUUUUAGAUAUAUAUUAAUUUUCAAUCUGGGUGAGGGCUCAACUGAUGUUGUCAAUGUUGUAGGCUCU
Messenger RNA from Brassica rapa (field mustard), 1343 nucleotides. RefSeq lists its product as uncharacterized. Lineage: Eukaryota; Viridiplantae; Streptophyta; Magnoliopsida; Brassicales; Brassicaceae. The record is from RefSeq and is a predicted model, not a curated record.